AUGCCUGUCCAGAUGGUCUCUCGAUUCCGAGUAAAGAAGCUUUCACCCAAGCACCCUCUUCCUAUCUACAAAGAGUCUCAACUACCAGACCUUGUAGACCCUACAAACCAAAUUCAACGCUCUGUGCCGCAAAUAGAGACCGGUGUAGAAAAGGAGGAGGAAGAAGAGCAUGACUUGCAAGCGGCUAUUUCUGCACAUCAAGCGGCUGUUACAACAGGCGCCAAAGUAGAAAGCUACAUUCCUAUUCCUGACGCCUCCAACACAAUUGACCUAAAAGAAUACGAGUCUUUGUAUAAGAAAAAAUAUAAAGAGCCUUCAACCUUGAUUCGCUUUUCUUCUACUGUAGAAGACACAAUUGGCUGUCCAUAUUUUAUGGAUGAAAUUGAUGAAUCUUUUCUAAAUAAAUAUAAUGCAGACCAUCCAACUCUAUCAGAAGAUGAUUUUGAAAAAAUAAUGUAUGAAUUUGAAUCUACCACAAAAGAGAAACUAUCACACAUUCAUUUAGAUCCUGCUCAUAUCCCUGAAUUCCAUGAAUUUAUGGAACUAGUACCAGAAUCUUCUUUUCUACAUGGUAGAGCUUCUAUCAUGAUAGAACCCAUCUUUGCUCAUUGGAAGAAGCGUAAACAAGAACGUCAUGGCCAUAGCAUCAUCCCAGAACUCAAGUACGAAGAACUAGUCAAGAACGAAAUGGAUCCUUAUGUCUGUUUCCGUCGCCGUGAAACAAAGCCUGUUAGAAAGACAAGACGUACAGAUCAACAAUCGUUGGAGCGUCUUCGCAAGUUGCGCUCUGAAAUGGAAAUGGCCCGUAACUUGUUAGAGAUGGUACUACGCAGAGAAAAGAUUCGCAAGGAAGGCAUGGUACUUGAUCACACUGUGUUUGACAAGAAGUGUAAACUGCGUGAAUACCAAAGAAUCCUGGGUAUCAAAGAAGACGAGGACUUGUUAUUGCCUUCUAAAAAGAAGAGAAAGACAUCCAUUGGAUCAGGUGCUACCAUCAAAAUUCGCCUUAAGAAAGAUGAUGGUCGUAUUGAAAAGUCUCCUGGUCAGUUGGCUAUUGAAGCAGAACUAGCACGCAAGAAACAACUCGAUGCACCUUAUGAAGAUCUGACGGAUUGUUCAUACCAACCUUUUCCUGCUCCUUUAUCAUCACAAUUCUUUCAGACCUUUUCGAAUGGUAUUCGAUACAGAAAACGUGUGGGUCGUGGUGGACGUAUCUUCAUUGAUCGUACAGGUUAUCGCAAGCCAUCCAUGACAGGAGGCAAAACAAAGCCUGGAGAAACCAGUACCAUGAAUCUAUAUCGAUUCGACAAUGACCCAAGUGAUGAAGAAUCCGAUAUUGCAAUAGAUGAAAUGCAAGACAGGACUCAACUUCUAUCCGAGAUGGAACUCCGAAGCCUUGUUACCAUUCCUUUCUUGACGCCUAUGAAUAUGAUCAAUAUUCAGGCUGCAAGAAAUCAAGCUGCUGCUGCCACUGCUGCUAAUGUGAAUGCUACUUCUAACACAUCUUCUGCUUCUGCUGUCACUGCUUCUUCUCAACGGUUAUCGAUUGCCACAGGUGGUGUUAAUUUGACAGACACAAAUCGACCUGCUUCCCCUAAUACAACAGGACAUCCAUUAAAAAGGCAAGCCAGCCGAUCUCGUAUGACACCUCAACAAGCCGCUGUUGCUAUGGCUAAUGGUAUGAUUGCUGCUAAUAUGGCCGCUGCAGUCAAUGGCUCGUCCAAUCAAAAUCGAACUGCAGUUCAAAUGGCUCUUGCUGCUGCUCAACAACAACAACAACAACAACAACAACAGCAACAACAACAACAACAACAACAACAAAGAAAUCUAAAUGGUAUCAUGUAA
Gilbertella persicaria is the source of this 1845-nucleotide messenger RNA. RefSeq names its product enhancer of polycomb-like-domain-containing protein. Bases 1 to 1845 code for a protein of 614 amino acids. The record is from RefSeq and is a predicted model, not a curated record. Gene Ontology annotation, biological process: regulation of transcription by RNA polymerase II. The transcript is spliced from 6 exons. Lineage: Eukaryota; Fungi; Mucoromycota; Mucoromycetes; Mucorales; Choanephoraceae. Gene Ontology annotation, cellular component: piccolo histone acetyltransferase complex.